AUGAGGUCCAAGUUUUCUCAAGCUGCUCUGCAGCCCUUUAUUCUAGGAGUGUUGCUGUCACUGGUGGACACCAAAGGAACCUUCUAUGGAACAGGCCAUGGGAACCCGUUCUUUGGAGGAAGUCAUGGCAACAGAUACAACCUGUACAAGGCUGGAGUCAACCCACACUACACCCCGGGCAAACCCAUGACCCGCCACAAGUAAGUGCACCUCCUGAAACUGCGCCUAACUUCACCUUUACUAGUCUUACUCCAUUGUAAUGAUUGGGAUUGAUACAGCACCUCUCCAAGUGAAAGGGACUUCCAUGGCAAAUAGAAAUCUGGACUUAUAGCUCUUUUCCAAGUCUUCAAAAUAAUUAACAAUACCACACCUUCUGCUGUUUCCCUUGAGUAACACAUUCAUCUUAUCUUAUCUCUUAACCCAUGUUACGGAUGGGUAAUAAAAAUAUGCUUUUGGUUAGUGCAUCGCGUCAAUAACACUGGCUGAAUUGACUCUGUUUCUCUCUCUCUCUCACACACACACACACACACACACACACACACACACACCAUCAGCCAUUCUCUGCGGUUAAAACCAUCUGUGACUGAGGAUAAACAUUAUGAAGAAACAUGCUGCAUUAUGGAGACAAAGAGCUCAUUAUAAGGGGAGCGCUGAGCUGAUUUCAGGGGUAUUGAUCUUCUGAGCUGUGUGUGUGUGUGUGUGUGUGUGUGUGUGUGUGUGUGUGUGUGUGUGUGUGUGUGUGUGGUGGGGGGGGGGGGGGGGGGGGGGGGUCAAUUAGAAGCAGACCUACAGCUGGGUACCCCUAGCCAGAUGGGAGUGGUGCUAGUGGAAGUCUAAACCAGUACCAGGGGUUGUUGCUUUUGGAUCCUGUUUUAGUCAUGUAGUAAUUCCCAGCUCAAUUCAAUCAAACCCUUAUUGAGGUACAGCAUAUUUUGGGAAGGGAAAAACCUACUACUACUACUACUUGACAGGCUCCCCUCACAGUGAGUCUUGAGGCUUGUGUCAAAAUAAGAAGUGUGUGUGUGCUGGCUUUAAGUUUGGCAAUGAAGACAUGACUGUGGUGAAUUUGAUUGAAUUCCAGCCUCAGUAUAAUUCAACACUAGGCUACAGUAGAUUUACCGUAAGGGGUAAAAAUGUGGGGACAUACUUUGUGCUCUGACGCAAGUAAAGCUUUUGAUCUCUUCUAGUCACCACCAAAUACUUACUCAAGUGAUAAAAUAGCUGGCUCUAGGGGGAGAAUCUCUCGCUCCAGUUCAUGUGGUUCUCUCCCUCGUUUUAUUAUAAAACCUAAAAGGACUAUCAUGGCAGUUAAUUGAUUAUACACAAGAACAUAGCUUGGGAGUGACCCAUGCUGAAAAAAGUGCUAAGAACAGAGAGAUGUUGUGCAUUGCAGAGAGAGAGAGAAUUCUACAUGGCAUGUUGUGGUUUGUCCCUGGGGUCUUUCUGUUCUCUCCUUUCCCCCUUUCUCUUGCUUGGCUUCCCCUGAGAGCUGGACCACUCUGGACAGCUCCCCAGCUACCUGCUGCCUUCCUCUACCAGCCCCAGCAGACAAACCCUGGCCCUACUUAGUCUUUACCCUCACCCUCACCCUCCCUCACACCCCUCCCUCUUCCCUCACCCCUCCCUCACCCUCCUUCCUCCUCACCACUCCCUCACCCUUCCCACACCCUCCUUUCGCAUCACCGCUCCCUCACCCCUCCCUCCCUCAUCCUUACCCUCACCCUCCUUCCUCCUUACCACUCCCUCACCCUCAACCCUCCUUCACCCUCCUCCUUCCUCAACUCUCCCUCACCCUUCUCACCCCUCCUCACCCUAAUUGACCAAGCAGACAGACCCUGACCCAGCCCAACGUAGUCUUUAUCCCAACUCAUAACCCGCUUCUCUCACAUGCCUCACCCAUAUCCAGAGGUGUAAAAUAACUUUUUACUGUAAUUGAGUAGCUUUUCCAAGUACUUUUUGGAAUAUUUUUCAAAGAUAGUAAUUUUACUUCUACUUGAGUAGGAUAUUUCAGUACUCUUUCCACCCUUGGUGAGGGAGAGAAAGGGAGUUUGUGAGUCUUUAUCAUACCGUCAUCCAUAUAUUCACCACAACAUUCCUCACUAGAACUCACUCACUCUCUCUCCCCUUCCUCAGUCUCUCUACACUCACUACCUCUCUCUAACCCUCUCCUUCACCUUCAACCACCUUCCUCCUGAUCCCUCCGUCUCACCCUCCCCCUUCCUCCUGAUCACUCCAUCUCCCCCUCCUCCUCCUCCCCCUUCCUCCCUAUCCCUCCAUCUCACCCUUGCCUUACAUCUCCAUAGAGACAGUAGGUGUUUUACAGGGAAGUCUAAAAUGGCUGAAAUGCCGCUGUCACGAGCCAGGGCUUACCAACACACUGCCUGGUGCUCCUUUAUAGUGGCAUAUUGUUUGGUUUACGACAGGGGCACUGACGCCAAUAGGUUUAAAUAUACACACAGGAACACACAUACAGUCUUGUACAACUAACCUUGUGGGGACACACAUUUCAGUCCCAUUCAAAUCCUAUUUUCCCUAACCCUAACCCGUACCCUAACACUAACCUUAACCCUAACCUUAACCCGAAAACCUAGCCUUAACCCUAAACCUAACCCUAGCUCCUAACCCUAAGCCUAAACCUAAUUCUAACCCUAACACUAAUUCUAACCUUAACCCCAAACCCCCUAGAAAUAGCAUUUUACCUUGUGGGGACCAACAAAAUGUCCCCAGUUGGUCAAAUGUGUGUUUGUUUGCUAUUAUUGUGGGGGGACACACACACACACAUACACAAACACAUCCAGAUUCAUGGUCUAUAACCGUGGCAUACUGUAGGAGUAUAAUAAGUACUUGAACCCCUGCAGCCAAUGAGUAUUUAAAGAGUUGAGCGUGGUAAUCUUGAAUUCUGUGCCUUUAGCUGCAGUGGAGACUGACAUAGUUGAAGGUAAGCAGAAAGAGACAGGGUGAACAUAUAUCUAUCCUCCAGUUGUAAUAAUAGGCUGUCUAACUCACCCAGGUCAUACAGGACCCUGGGGAUCUGUCACAAGCAGACAGCCACCAUAGAUAUAUGACUUCAGUUGGUGUCUGGGGCAGUGGAUAUACACUACAUGACCAAAAGUAUGUGGACGCCUGCUCGUCGAACAUCUCAUUCCAAAAUCUUGGCCAUUAAUAUGGAGUUGGUCCCCCCUUUUCUGCUAUAACAGCCUUUUAUUUUAUUUUAUUUCACCUUUAUUUAACCAGGUAAGCCAGGUGAGAACAAGUUCUCAUUUACAACUGCGACCUGGCCAAGAUAAAGCAAAGCAGUGCGAUAAAAACAACAACACAAAGUUACAUAUGGGGUAAAACAAAACAUAAAGUCAAAAAUACAACAGAAAAUAUAUAUACAGUGUGUGCAAAUGUAGCAAGUUAUGGAGGUAAGGCAAUAAUUAGGCUAUAGUGCAAAAUAAUUACAAUUAGUAUUAACACUGGUAUGAUAGAUGUGCAAGAGGUGAUGUGCAAAUAGAGAUACUGGGGUGCAAAUUAGCAAAAUAAAUAACAAUAUGGGGAUGAGGUAGUUGGGUGGGCUAAUUUCAGAUGGGCUGUGUACAGGUGCAGUGAUCGGUAAGGUGCUCUGACAACUGCCUCCACUCUUCUGGGAAGGCUUUCCACUAGAUGUUGGAACAUUGUUGCUGGGGCUUGCUUCCAUUCAGCUACAAGAGCAUUAGUGAGGUCGGGCACUGAUGAUGGGCGAUUAGGCCUGGCUCGCAGUCGGCGUUCCAAUUCAUCCCAAAGGUGUUCGAUGGGGUUGAGGUCAGGGCUCUGUGCAGUCCAGUCAAGUUUUUCCACACCGAUCUCGACAAACCAUUUCUGUAUGGACCUCGCUUUGUACACAGGUAGUCCCAUGUAGCUCAGUUGGUAGAGCAUGGCGUUUGCAAUGCCAGGGUUGUGGUUCGAUUCCCACAGGGGGCCAGUAUGAAAAAUGUAUGCACUCACUAACUGUAAGUUGCUCUGGAUAAGAGCGUCUGCUAAAUGACUAAAAUGUAAAUGUAGGUGCAUUGUCAUGCUGAAACAGGAAAGGGCCUUCCCCAAACUGUUGCCACAAAGUUGUAAGCACAGAAUCGUCUAGAAUGUUAUUGUUUGUUGUAGCGUUAAGAUUUUCCUUCACUGGAACUAAGGGUCCUAGACCGAACCAUGAAAAAACAGCCCCAGAACAUUAUUCCUCCUCCACCAAACUUUACAGCUGGCACUAUGCAUUGGUAGCAUUCUCCUGGCAUAUGCCAAACCAAGAUUUGUCCGUCGGACUGCCAGAUGGUGGAGCGUGAUUCAUCACUCCAGAGAAUGUGUUUCCACUGCUCCAGAGUCCAAUGUCGGCGAGCUUUACACCACUCCAGCCGACGCGUGGCAUUGUGGAUGGUGAUCUUAGGCUUGUGUUCGGCUGCUCGGCCUUGAAAACCCAUUUCAUAAAGCUCCCGACAAACAGUUAUUGUGCUGACGUUGCUUCCAGAGGCAGUUUGGAACUCGGUAGUGAGCGUUGCAUCCGAGGACAGACGAUUUUUAAGCGCAACGCGCUUCAGCACUUGGCAGUCCCGUUCUUUGAGCUUAUGUGGGAUACCACUUCACGGCUGAGCCGUUGUUGCUCCUAGAAGUUUCCACUUCACAAUAACAGCACUUACAGUUGACCGGGGCAGCUCUAGCAGGGCAGAAAUUUGAUGAACUGACUUGUUGGAAAGGUGGCAUCCUUUGAAGAUGCCACGUUGAAUGUCACUGAGCUCUUCAGUACGGGCCAUUCUACUGCCAAUGUUUGUCUAUGGAGAUUGCAUGUGUGCGUGAACUCAAUUUUAUACACCUGUCAGCAACGGGUGUGGCUGAAAUAGCCGAAUCCACUAAUUUGAAGGGGUGUCCACAUACUUUCGUAUAUAUAGUGUAUAUAGAGCCUUGAAAAUAUCACACGUGGUGUGUGUGUGGUGUGUAUGUGUGUGUGUGUGUGUGUGUGUGUGUGUGUGUGUGUGUGUGUGUGUGUGUGUGUGUGUGUGUGUGUGUGUGCAUGUGUAGGUGUGUGUGAGAUUAUCUGGAAUUUCUAACACAUAGAAACACCAGCAAGAACAUAACACACAUGUACAAAGCUACGUAACAAAAUACAUUUUUUUCCGGAGCCUACUUGUCACUACAUGGAAUUCACACAUCACAACAUUCUCCGUCUAGUCUUCAGCCGUUGGUCUGUUGGCCGUUUUUCUUGUUUUGCUUUUUACUGUCUUGGUGCAAUGGAGCAUGUGAUUUAACAGCCGUUCAGCCCCAUUCAUGCAGACUAUUUCCUGGUGGGAGGGAAUGUGUCCCUCUCCUCAUUGGUAGUAACAAGGUAGACAAUGAUCACAAUGGCUACAACUGGACUGUAUGGGACUUACACAGACCAUAGAGGGCUACAGGGGGAGUAUUGGGGAAAAUGUGUGUUUUUCACUCCAACUUAGCUCAUUGGGAUGUUGUUUGAAGUGUAUUCUACUGCUGCCAUGUUUCUGUUCCAUUAACAUAACUCCAGAAAUACAGUGGCUGCAGACACAGCAUUUAAAGGGAGGGCUCCACAGGAAACUUAUGGAGUGCAGCCCCAAGCUAGGUGCACAUGGGAACGUAUGGUCCUGUGUCAAGCCAGAUCAAUGCCAGUUUAGCCUUUUGAGCUAUUUGCAUAUGAAAAUAUAAUGGGAUGCUGCUUAUGAUGGUACUGCUUAUUGCUUGGUUGUGUUCUGUUUUGUUGGUGGCCCUACUCAUUGAUGGUAAACAAAUAUUACAGUGUGAAGCUUAAACUGAAUCAGCUGAUUCUCACAAACAUUUUGUCAAUAGACUCUGAAAAUGGUUAUAUGAGCCAGACCCAGCUAUGGAUACCAGUGGGUGGGGGGCAUAGGCUAUACCGGGUCUGUAUGUCUGUCUGUCCGUCCAUCCGUCCGUCUGUCCAUCUGAUAAACUUGACAAUUACAAGUUGUGUAUAUAGUAUAUUGUUAGAUUUGCAGAGAUGACAGCAGUGAUACAGACAUUCUUGACAUUCCCCAAGAUGCUUUGACAUGGAUGCAUCCAGCUAUAGUCAACUCUACUGUUAUGUGCUGUACAUGUCCAUAAUGGAGAAUCAGCGGUUAGAAAUAAUAUUUUAAUACUCUUUAAUAUUUCUCUACAAGCAGAUGAGCUUGUCGCUAUGUUUGUAUACUGCUUUCUCUUUGCUCACUCAUAAUGCCAAGUAGAUGUCUGACAGACAGGCAUUCAUCAUACUGUAGCAAACACAACAUACUUUCCCACGAUGGCAGUUAUUUUACUCCCGGUCUGCAAUCCCUUAGUUUUAGUAGCUAUAGCCUAAAAUAGAUUAAAUGCAUCAGGAAAUACCUUGGGCUAAAGAGAGGUAUUUAAAUGGUUUAGCACAAUAACUACCGUUAUUUGAGCUUCUUACUGUGCUUCCAAAAGUAAACAAGCUAUAGGAAAUGUUUGUGCCAUUUGUAUAGUGGGAUUGUUGUGUGUGUACUGUAUAUGUCUGAGCUGGGUUCUGGAAUAACAGCACCUGCAUCGUUUCAUUGUUCUUAGACAGGGAUGGGCAACUGCGGCCCGCGGGCCCCUUUUGAAGGCUAUAUUUUUUUGGGGGGAACUCAGUUGGGGUCUCAACUUACUGUUGCGAGUUAGAAUUUUCUAAAUUUGGUUGUGUUAUGUAAGUCACUGAUAGUCAGUGAAUUAGCCCAUGUCAGCAAAAAAAAUUAGAUUGCUAAGUUAGUUCAGCUGUCAGCUAUCUAAACUUGUAUCAUGGUCGAAUAACCUGCUGGGGGGCCCCCAUUGAUUUUGUUAGUCAGUCUCACUCAGAUAUCAUAUUAAAAACUGCUAACAUUUCUCUCCACCCCAUGAGUAAGGGAGAAGUGAGAAGAUGCCAGAGAGGCAGAAGAGAGACGAUGAGAGAGAGACGGGAGAGAGGCAUGGACCUACACAGCAGAGAUGAGACCAAGAGAGAGAGAGGGAAGAGAGAGAGAGGGAGAGAGAGGAGAGAAGAGGGAGAGACGAGAGAGAGAGGAGAGACAAGAGAGGAGGCAGAGGAGAGUACACGAGAGAGAGAGGAGAGAGGCGAGAGGAGAGAGAGAGAGAGAGAGGAGACAGAGAGAGAGAGAAGGAGGGACGACGAGAGAGCGGAGAGAGACGGAGAGCACAGAGGAGAGAGUGUGAGAGAGAGGGAGAGAGGAGAGGAGGAGAGAGAGAGAGAGGGGAGACGACGGAGAGAGAGAGGAGAGAGAGAGAGAGAGAGAGGAGAGACGAGAGGAGAGAGGAAGACAAGAGAGAGAGAGAGAGAGAGAGAGGAGAGGGGAGAGAGAGAGGGAGAGAGGAGAGAGAGAGAGAGAGAGAGGAGACACAGAGCAGGACGACACAGCGAGAGAGAGACGAGGAGAUGGAGAGAGAGGGAAGACGGACAAAAGGAGACCGAGAGAGAGAGUAGAGAGUAUGAAGACAGAGCAGACGAGAGAGAGAGAGAGCCCAGAGCAGCAUGGGAGACACAGAGGACACAGAGAGCGAGACAGAGACAGAGAGAGAGAGACAGAGAGAGACCGAGACAGACCGAGACCGAGAGACCAACAUUUUGGGGAUCAUAUGCUAGACUGUUGAAACAUUUGUGAAAGUUUCUCCCCGGUCCACUAAUAAAUCUGUCUGAGGUGACAUGAUGGGACAGGUAUCCAGGAACUUUGCAGUUGAGAAUAACAUGUUAUUAAUACACAGCCUUAAAAUCACACUUCACAUUGUCACUACAACUAUGGAAAAGACAGCGGGAGAAAGUACAGAUGGAGAGAGAGAGUAACGAAGGGACACUUGGUGUGGAAUUUCCAAUGUUGGACAUAAAAGACUGUAAAAAUAAAAACAGGAGGAAAUCAGCUCCAAGUGAUUUUAAUUUAAGAAAUCUGUUCCCAAGUAUUCCCACGCAUAAUAGAGCGACACGUGACUGUAUACAAAUGCAAGGAAGGUUUGAAAUGAUUAUGUUUCAGUCAAACAUAUCUGUUUGGGAUUCUUGGGGUCAAUUUGCAGUCUACAAAUUAUUUGUAAUUAUGUUCCGGCUCCACCGACCAUCCACUCCAGAAAAAGAACGGCCCGCGGCUGAAUCUAGUUGAUGAUACCUGGAGUAUAGUGUUUGGGGAGGAGAGAGAAAGUAAGGAAAUUACAUAUACAUUGAGAAAGAGAGGAGGAGCGGAGAGAGAAGGAGAGAGAAGGAGAACAAAGGAAAGGGGGAGAUGGAUUGAGAGGUGAGUUGUUUUGGACUUGAAAGAGGGUGGGGGACUACUUGCAAUAAUAUUUGCCAAAGCGCUUUAUAGGAGAAUUUGAAAGGGAAUUCUCCUUUCCCCUUGGGAGACUCAGAGGGGAGUUAGGAACUGUAAGGCUGUACUGGAAAUAUUUACAGUGGGACCAGACCAGACCUACACCAGAAAAAUGACUUGCUCACUACAACGCAAAUAUUUGAGAGAGAGAGAGAGAGAGAGACUGGGAGAAAAGGUGAGGAAGGGACUGUGCUCUUUCUGUUGGGGGGGGGGGGGGGGGGGGGGGGGGGGGUUGGUGGAGUGGAUGGUGUGAGGUGACGCAUAGUUUGUUUUGGGGAGAAACCUUGGAAGGUGAGGUAUCUGUUUCAGGUAGUGUGGAGUGGUUGAAGAGAAUGAUGAGAGAACUGUGUUUCAGGCAAUAGCAUGUAGGGUUAUGGACAGAUCUCUGUUGUGUACACAUCUUUGAUGCUGAAGAUGGAAAGAAUGAGAACAGUGUGAAGUUUAUCCCUCUCAAACACACACUCAGUAUCCUCUCAUCUCAGAUCCUGGAUCAGUUCAUCCCUAUUCCCCAGAGUCAGGAUUAACACAGUCUUACCACAAUAGGCCAAGUCCAAGUUCUCAGUACCAGGACAGCAGCUGAGGGCAGCUGAGCCGAUCACUCACACACCUCCCUCAUAUUCCUGGCUAUGAAGCCCUCGUAAUCUUUACGGUUCUUGCUGUGCGGUCUCAGUGGUCGUGAGGCGGGGAAGGCAGAGCUCCAGAGUGUGUGUGUGGCGCUGCUCUCAAGGUUGAUCCCACCAUCUCCAUUAACGUGGAGGAAGUAAGCAGAAGGAUGAGGGGAGAGAGGGAUGAAAGCAAGAAGGGAAAGAGGGAGAGGAGGGGAGUAGAGACUUUCCGGUGGCUGUGCGCAUUUGGAUUCCUGAUCUCUAGGCCUCAGUGCUGAGUCUGAAGGUUGCUCACUCAGCCCAGAUGUGCACCUGACAAACAAAUCUCCUUCAGCUGACUCCAAACAAACACAAAUACACACACAGUCCCCUCUCCAUCAGCUGUCAAUGACCUUAGCUUCUUAUCCCUAAAACAGGCCUUCUCCUGGCAUUCUCAUGAAUUAACCAGACAACAGGUAGUAAAGCUUUUUCAUACUGUCAAUAAAUCCAGUCUUUAUAGGGAGGAAACUACCACGAUAAAAUCCUAUUCAGCAUUUUACUGCAUGAUUUUAAAACCAGUUGCGAUGUUGUGAAUUUUACUUUAAUGGAGGCCUUCUACAUGAGUGUGGGUGUGAGGGGGUGGGGGGGAUGUGUGUGUUCAUGUUUGCCUUUGUCUGUGUAUGUGUGCACAGCGCUUUGCAUGUGUACUUUCCUGCUUUUUGUUAUUUUGAGAAAAUGCCUAUGGAGAUUGGACACAGACUUUUCCGAAGGCACAAUAUAUCUCCCCCCCACCACCACUAAAAAGUAGCACUGUAACGUUAGUGCAGUCCAUUGACUCUAACAACAUCCCAUAAUACUUCACCAGGUCAGAUCACACGACAGCACCGCUAACCACUUCCUGACACACACCCCGGCAACAGGUUGCCUGGUCUGUAUGAAGCCCAGUCAUUCCUUCCCCAGUCCCCUAUCAAUAGAGUCAACACAGGGAGAGACACACACACACACACACACACACACACACACACACACACACACACACACACACACACACACACACACACACACACACACACACACACACACACACACACAGAGAGAAAGCCAGGGGAUGCCUAAACCAAUAAGGCAGUGGUUUCUCAUAAUUUCCGACAGCCUGUCCUCUCUCUUUGCCCCAUGAACCUGUUAACUUGGCAUACACACACUUCUCUGCCUCAAACGUAUUCCCUAAUUUUCCUCCAAAACACUUCUGUGUGCCCUGGAACUGUUAUGGAGCAGUGCUACGUUUUCAUAUGCAAUAAGUAUCCCUUGGAACCCCAACAACGCCUAACAUCUGAGCCUAAAGAGGCCGGAGCAUUGCUUCCUGUGUGGACCGGCCAAGGAACAUUUAGCAGUUGCUAUAGUUGCACUGGCGUCAAAGUGACAGAAUGAGCCUGCAGAGCCUCUUGGAGACGGUCGAUGGCUGAGUCUCAACAACACAUGUGUCUUCAUGUAGGAUUUUGGCCUCAAGUAUAGCGCACUGAAUGGGGGAAUCAGUGUCAUUGGACAUUUCUAACUUGGGCCAGAAUUCAAUCUUGAUUUUCAUCACUGCACUUUCAGAAAGUGUGGAAGGAGUGAAUUCCAGCCUUGGCCAUUGUGAAGAGCAGCUGUGUGUGUUGGAGUGGCAACUGUCCCUAAUGUUGUUAUGGACAGCUUCAGUACACAGAGUCCUACAGGAGACACAGCAUUGGCUUGAGGACUUGAUGAUAUCCUGUUGUUUUUGUUGUUGUUAUUGAUAUUCUCUCUCUCUCUCUCUCUCUCUCUCUCUCUCUCGCUCUCUCUCUCUCUCUCUCUCUCUCUCUCUCAGAAAUCACUGUGCGUAUGUGGUACAGAAAAACAUCACAUGUACGAUGCAGGACGGCAUGGCCACCUAUGUGACGGCAGAGUACACCACCAAGUGCAUCUGGGGGCAGAAGUGUCCUGUCGUCAUGUAAGUACACUUCACUUGCUCACGCACACACAUUUAUACUGACUCUGCACACAUUCAAUCAUCAUAUACGCUGCUGCUACUCUGUUUAUCAUACUGUAAUCCUGAUGCCUAGUCACCUUAUCCCUAUACAUAUCUAACCCUACCACUCCAGUAUCCCUGCACAUUAAAUAUGGUAAAUAAGGUAUUGUCACUGACCUUAGAACUGACCCUGUAUAUAGCUUACUUACUUUUUAUAGCUUACUUACUUUUUUUAUAGUACUACUGCAUUGUUGGAAAAGGAAAAUAAAAACAUAAAACUUGAAACUAUAUAAUUACUGUAGUCAAUUCAGACCCAGCAGCUUCUGACACUCAUACUAACAGUAACAGGAGGUUGAAAAAGAUACUGACUAUGAGACUCAACCACUGUUGUACACUUUCAUGACUGACACGGGGCGCUGUUUGGAAGCAACCGUGCACCCAUUAUGGUACUCCUAUUGCAAACAAGAUUUUGGAAGCUAUAGAAAGGCAUGUUAUAAUGUCUACAUUCGUUUUUGACAAGUAUAUUCUAUUACAAACACCUUAAUGCAUACUUUUAAAUGAUAUUAUGUGAACUGAACAUAACAUUUUUUAAUUAAAUAUAAAAACCAAAUUCCUCAUAGUAUGUUUUUGUGCUGCCCUCUGGUGGUGUCAGUUUGUACUACUAGUUAACGCCAUACUGUCCCCUCCAGCUGCUCUCCCAGCUGUUCUUUUUUGUCAGUGGCUCUGUGACUCUGAACCGGCCUCAGGGGUUUGAAAGUGUUAAUGCUCUGCUUGUUUUCACAAUAAUUGGAUUGUGUGCAUGCAUGUGUAUGUUUGUGCGUGUGUCCAUUUGUGCGUGCGUGCACUCAUCUCUGCAAUGACGUUGUGAGCUGGGAUGUCAGAUUCUCUCCAGUGUGACUGAAGCCUCUCAAAGGUCCUCUGCAGUGACAUCACAGAGAGAAAUAGUCAAAGGAUUUCUACUUCAAAUAAAAUGGAGGGAAUCAGAAAUACAGAUGGAGGGAGCGAGAGAGAAAGAAAGAGAGAGAUCACUAUUCUUCAUUAGAAGAGUGGUGUAGACCCUUUAGUAAGAUAACAGGCGUAGUGAGGGUAAGGAAGCUGAGGCUAUAUCAUCACACUACACCGAUCCCCUAAUCUACCCUUUAUACCCUCCACGGUCUCAUUAUACACACCCUGAUCCUUUGAUCUCACUUUCAGACCUCUUGUUACCUGCUCUCUCCUCCUCUCCGUCCUCCAAUUCUUCUCUCUCCUCUCCAUCCUCUAUUUCUUCUCUCUCCUCCUCCCCAUCCUCCACUUCAGGUACCGGACCUUCUACAAGCCUAAAUACAAGGUGGGUUAUAAAACCAUCACUGAGCUGGAGUGGAGGUGUUGUCCUGGCUACUCUGGAGAGAACUGCUACGAUGGACACACCUCCCUGCCCGAUAUGAUGCCCCCCUUCAAGGGUGGUGCCCCCCACCGCCCAGGGAUGAAGGGGUACCCUCACGGGCAGCCCCGACCCCCCUUGGACCACAAACCUGUCCCUGGGGGGGCUAAUCUGGAGCCUGGGAGGCCCUUCCCAAAUCAGCCUGAUAGCAAACCCAUCCCCACUGGACAACUGCCCACCGGGAACAGCAAACCCAACUAUGGUGAGACCAGACAGGGGUGGAAUAUUAACCAAUUUAUAUUUUCAAACCCUUUACUCUUCCCUCUCCUCCCCUUGCCCUAUGUAAUCAUUUUUUUAUUUCUCUCUAGGUUAUAAAGUUGGUGUUAGCGGAGAACGUCUGGAGCGUAUGGAGGAGGACCUGCGUCGCCUAACCCAGGGUCUGGACACUCUGAACGGGGUGGUGGCUGGCCUGGAGGACCGUCUGCGCCUCUCUCUCCGGGAGGAUACUAACAAGAUGCUGGGCUCCCUGCUCUCCACUGCCCCCCGUCUCUCUGACUCCUCCGUUGGCUUCGGAGUGAUCCCAGACGGCUUGGAGGGGGGAGAGGGUUUCCCCGAGUUUGGGGAUCUGGCUGGGAGGGUGACGGAGGUGAAAGAUGAGCUCAGAGCCAAGGGACACAUGCUGGAGGAGAUACAGGUGGGUGCUACAAUUUUGUCAUUAGAAUAGUUUAUGCUAGAUUAUGGAAAUAUAGAAAAACAAGCAGAUGUCCAAAUCAAAAAUCAAACCUUUUUACACUGAGAUUCUGUAUAUCUUUGGCUUCGCACUGACCUAUUCCCACACAAUGUCAACCACUUACAGUGUCAAAGGGUCAACCUCCCGAGUGGCGCAGUGGUAGCUGUGCCACUAGAGAUCCUGGUUUGAAUCCAGGCUCUGUCGUAGCCGGCCGCAACCGGGAGACCCAUGGGGCGGCGCACAAUUGGCCCAGCGUCGUCCAGGGUAGGGGAGGGAAUGGCCGGCAGGGAUGUAGCUCAGUUGGUAGAGCAUGGCGUUUGCAACGCCAGGGUUGUGGGUUCGAUUCCCACGGGGGGCCAGUAUGAAAAAAUAAACAAUUAUGUAUGCACUCACUAACUGUAAGUCGCUCUGGAUAAGAGCGUCUGCUAAAUGACUAAAAUGUUAAAAUGUAAAAUAUAAUUGUCAUUCUCAUUCAUUAGGGCAUGGUUCUGGGCCAUGACGGGCAGCUAAAGAGGCUGUUGGAGGCUGCGACCGGCAGGCCCAUCCCUGGAUCGGGCUCUCCCUCCAUCCUGGAGGAGCUGCUGGAUGCUAAGCUAGCCGACGUCCGUGCUGAGAUCCUGGACGGCUUCGAGAGGCGUCUGUCUGGCCUGGAGAACCACUGUGAGGAGAGGAUAGGGGAGGUCCAGAGACAGUGUCAUAAUGAACACAUGAACGGACAGGAGCAGAUUCAGCAGUCCCUGGACGGCAGAGAGACUGGCCUGAGAGAGGAGCUGGGUACUCUGCAGGCCCAAAUACAGGGACUGACCCUCACUGAGAGCUGCUGCGGACAGGUACCAAUUCACUUUGGGGCUCUAUUCAAUCCGCAUCACGGAAGUUCAGCGUUACAGCGUGAUUUAAAUUUAAAGGCAAUCUUCCCGCUUUAGCAGAGACAGCAUUCACAGUAAACGCUGCAUAUGACGGCUCAAUCGAAAAUGUGCUUUACAUUUCUAUCGCACAAUCUGUAACGCUUCAGCAAUACAGAUUGAUUGGCGGACAUGCAUGUUUUUAUUGAGGCAACAGAAAUACAUCAAUACUUCAAACACUAGCUACCACAUCAAAUGCUAUGGGCAUACACGCCUUGAAAAAUGUAAUGUGAAAAAUUGGGUAACAGUUAAUAUUAGAUGUAAAUAUGAAACAUUCAUGUAAAUAUUACCCCUAUUGUAAUAUAAAGUCAUUUAUUGUAAGCCUCUGUCUGUGGAUAACAGUAUCUACUAAAUGGCUUAAACAUGUACAUGACUAUUGGCUUAUUGCUACACUACAUGCCUGACAUGUGACUAUCAUUGCAGGUGAACAGCCUGUCCCAGAGGGUGUUGAUGCUAGAGGAGUCAGUGACGGGGUUAACAGAGUCUCAGCGCCAGCUCCAGGCUGCUCUCACUGACCAGACCAUCCACAUCGAGACCCUGAUAGAGGCCCGUCUGGAGAACAUGGAUGCCCGGCUCAAUGCCACCGAGACUGGGGAAGUAGGGCUUGGCGGGGUGCCUGGGGGCCUGGACGGCUUCAAGACCCUGCUGGAGGACAAGCUGAAGACCAUGGAGGACAGGGUGUUUAUGGCCGUGGAAGAGCUGAGGAACGCCACUGCCCCGGCUCUGCUGGAGGGUCAGGUGGUACCUGCCCUGGAGACAGAGAUCGAGUCGGUCAGGAGGAGGGUGGAGGGAGACCUGGACGGCAUCCAGAAACAACUAACAGACCUGGAGCUCCUCUGCACCUCUUCCUGCUCCCCCGUCACUCCUCCUGGAGGAGGCGCAGGGACAGGCCUAGCGGAGAUGGAGGAGGAGUGUGAGGAGGUGGAGAAGAAGGUGUCAGGUCGUCUGGACUCCCACGCCAACCAGCUAAACCAUCUCAACACCACCCUGCAGACCCUCCUGAACCGUAUCGCCCAGGAGGACGAGGAAGGCUCUGUCCAGGGAGAGAUCACCCUCCUCAAGAUCAAUGUCAACUCUGUCAACCGCACCCUGAAGGGCCUGAGGGACUCUGUUAGCCUGUUUACUAAGGAAGUGGGCCAUGCUAACGCCACGUGGACACACAGGGAGAACCAGCUAGCCACCGAGGUCCAGGGCAUCACCCAGCUGGUGGAGCGCCAGGCCUCCCUCCUAGGGGCUGGGGAGCGACGACUAGCCCAGCUGAAGGGAGAACUGGUGGGCCUGAGGAGGAGGCUGGCCGGGGAGCUGCAGGGCUGCUGGAGCACGGCCUUGGGGGUGCAGAGGGAGGUGAAGGAGGUGGAUAGUCGUGUGUCCCAGGUGGAGGGACAGUGUGGCAGCCUGGGGGAGCUGGCGGACCACCUGGAGAGGAUCAGGGCAGAGCUGGAGAGACACUCUGACUCGUACCUGUCACAGGUGAAUGGAACGCUGGCCAGUCACUCUACACAGCUGGCCGAGCUGAAGGGAGAGAUCAAAGACUGUGUCGGGAAGGGCUCAGCCAAUCAGAGAGAAGACCAGUAGCAGCCGAGCUACAGAGAGAGACUUGUGUGUGUCCAUAGUGUGAAGAGGAUUCCCAUUCUCGUCUGCUUUCCUUCAUCUGCUCUGAUGGGAAAGGUGAGAAGAAAUUCCGAGCAGGAUUCCAUCAUGUUGCUUUGACCUACCCUGCCUGUUCAGAUCAGUGAAGGAGAGGAAAUGAGGAGAAGAGGCCAUUUGAAAAUAUUGAAAUGCACCCUUGGUUGUAUAGUUGGGCAAUAUUUUCCCUAAAGGGGCAUUUUUUUGUUGUUGUUUUUUUCUGAUCUUUUUGUUGUUUUUACAUUUUAUUUGGAUUUUUAACUGACUUUUUAACUUAUAUGAAGAAAAGAUGGUUGCAUUGUUAUCCUGUAUGUACAGUGAGGGAAAAAAGUAUUUGAUCCCCUGCUGAUUUUGUACGUUUGCCCACUGACAAAGACAUGAUCAGUCUAUAAUUUUAAUGGUAGGUUUAUUUGAACAGUGAGAGACAGAAUAACAACAAAAAAAUCCAGAAAAACACAUAUCAAAAAUGUUAUGAAUUGAUUUGCAUUUUAAUGAGGGAAAUAAGUAUUUGACCCCUCUGCAAAACAUGACUUAGUACUUGGUGGCAAAACCCUUGUUGGCAAUCACAGCGGUCAGACAUUUCUUGUAGUUGGCCACCAGGUCUGCACACAUCUCAGGAGGGAUUUUGUUCCACUCCUCUUUGCAGAUUUUCUCCAAGUCAUUAAGGUUGAGGCUGAUGUUUGGCAACUCAAACCUUCAGCUCCCUCCACAGAUGUUCUAUGGGAUUAAGGUCUGGAGACUGGCUAGGCCACUCCAGGACCUUAAUGUGCUUCUUCUUGAGCCACUCCUUUGUUGCCUUGGCCGUGUGUUUUGGGACAUUGUCAUGCUGGAAUACCCAUCCACGACCCAUUUUCAAUGCCCUGGCUGAGGGAAGGAGGUUCUCACCCAAGAUUUGACGGUACAUGGCCCCGUCCAUUGUCCCUUUGAUGCGGUGAAGUUGUCCUGUCCCCUUAGCAGAAAAACACCCCCAAAGCAUAAUGUUUCCACCUCCAUGUUUGACGGUGGGGAUGGUGUUCUUGGGGUCAUAGGUAGCAUUCCUCCUCCUCCAAACAUGGCGAGUUAAGUUGAUGCCAAAGAGCUCCAUUUUGGUCUCAUCUGACCACAACACUUUCACCCAGUUCUCAUCUGAAUCAUUCAGAUGUUCAUUGGCAAACUUCAGACGGGCCUGUAUAUGUGCUUUCUUGAGCAGGGGGACCUUGCGGGCGCUGCAGGAUUUCAGUCCUUCACGGCGUAGUGUGUUACCAAUUGUUUUCUUGGUGACUAUGGUCCCAGCUGCCUUGAGAUCGUUGACAAGAUCCUCCCGUGUAGUUCUGGGCUGAUUCCUCACCGUUCUCAUGAUCAUUGCAACUCCACGAGGUGAGAUCUUGCAUGGAGCCCCAGGCCAAGGGAGAUUGACAGUUAUUUUGUGUUUCUUCCAUUUGCGAAUAAUCGCACCAACUGUUGUCACCUUCUCACCAAGCUGCUUGGCGAUGGUCUUGUAGCCCAUUCCAGCCUUGUGUAGGUCUACAAUCUUGUCCCUGACAUCCUUGGAGAGCUCUUUGGUCUUGGCCAUGGUGGAGAGUUUGGAAUCUGAUUGAUUGAGUGCUUCUGUGGACAGGUGUCUUUUAUACAGGUAAAAAACUGAGAUUAGGAGCACUCCCUCUCUAAGAGUGUGCUCCAAAUCUCAGCUCGUUACCUGUAUAAAAGACACCUGGGACCCAAAAAUCUUUCUGAUUGAGAGGGGGUCAAAUACUUAUUUCCCUCAUUAAAAUGCAAAUCAAUUUAUAACAUUUCUGACAUGUGUUUUUCUGGAUUUUUUUGUUGUUAUUCUGUCUCUCACUGUUCAAAUUAACCUACCAUUAAAAUUAUAGACUGAUCAUUUCUUUGUCAGUGGGUAAACUUACAAAAUCAGCAGGGGAUCAAAUACUUUUUUCCCUCACUGUAUUAGAGAUAUGUGUGUAAAACCAAUAACAAAAACAAAGUGAAUGAUAUGAGACUAAUGAACUGCUACGGUUUCUACUGGCAAACACAUUCCACUCUCUGUAUGGACUGUUCCUUUAAAAAUACUGUAGCGUAUGUCAUCAUGAAAGGUGCUAUAAUAUUUUUUAUUUUUGUAAAAAGAAAUGUAUUUCUCCUUAAAGUUUUGUGUUUUCUUCUUUGGCCAUUCUGAUAUCUAAGACGUAACAGUAGUAUGCUGAAUAGUUUUGAUACAAAAGGUGCACUAGUAGCCUGGUGCCAGAUCUGUUUGUGCUUUUUCCAUUUCCAUUGCUCAUUGUCAAGCCAAACAAUGAGUGACAGGCAGUUGACAUGAUGGCACAAACCAACUUGCGCUCAGGCUAGGUCACUAGGCCUACUCAUACAAAAAAACUCACAUUACCCAUGCAAGCUAAGGUAACUGAUCUAAAUGACUAUCACCCCGUAGAACUGACCUUGGUCAUCAUGAAGUGCUUUGAGAGUCAAGGACCAUAUAACCUUCACCAACACCCUAGAUCCCCUACAAUUUGCAUACCACCAACAGAUCCAUGGAUGACUAAAUUGCCUUGGCACUGCACACCACCCUAUCCCACCUGGACAAGAGGAAUAUCUAUGUGAGAACGCUGUUCAUCGACUACAGCUCAGUUUUCAACACCAUAGUGCCCUCCAAGCUCGUCACUAAGCUCAGGGCCCUGGGUCUGAACUCCUCCUGCAACUGGGUCCUAGACUUCCUGACAGGCCAACACCAGGUGGUGAGGAUAGACAACAACAACUCUGCCAUGCUGACCGUCAACACGGGGGCCCCGCAGGGGUGCGUGCUCAUCCCACUCCUGUACACCCAUGACUGUGUGGCCGAUCACGACUCCAACUAAAUCAUCAAGUUUGCUGACGACACAACAGUGGUAGGCCUGAUUACCAGAACAACGAGACCGCCACCAGCGAGGAGGUUAGAGCACUGGCGAAGUGGUGCCAGGAAAAUAACCUCUCCAUCAAUGUCAACAAAACAAAGAGGCUGAUCGUGGACUACAGCAGACAGAAGAGGGAGCACGCCCCCAUCCACAUCCACGGGCCGCAGUCUAGAGGUUAAAAAGCUUCAAGUUCCUUCGCUUGCACAUCACUGAGGACCUGAAAUGGGCCCACCACACCGACACUGUGGUGAAGAAGGUGCAACAGAGCCUCUUCAACCUCAGGCGGCUGAAGAAAUUCGGCAUGGCCCCUAAGACCAUCACAAACUUCUACAGAUGCACCAUUGAGAGCAUUCUGUCGGGCUGCAUCACCACCUGUUAUGGCGACUGCACCGCCCUCAACUGCAUGGCUCUCCAGAGGGUGGUGCGGUCAGCCCAACGCAUCACGGGGGGGCACACUGCCUGCCCUCCAGGACAUUUACAGCACUCAGUGUCAAAGAAAGGCCAAGAAGAUCAUUAAGGACCUUAGUCACCCGAGCCACAGUCUGUUCACUCGGAUGCUGUCUAACAGAGAAGGUUCAGGUGCAUCAGAGCCGGGACUGAGAGACUGAAAAACAGCUUCUAUCACCAGGCCAUCACCCUGUUGAACAGCCAUCACGAGCUGGCUACCUGCCCGGUACUCUGCCCUGCACCUUGAGACUAAUGCCCCAUGUGAGACAUUGAACACUGGUAACUUCAUGUACUGUUUCUAUACUGUUGCUUACUCACUGUGUAUGUAUAUACUGUAUUCUCCACAUAGCCCAUCCUAAUAUACCUAAUACUGUACAUACCAUUUUCUUUUCCAAAUUAUAUACUGUUUAUACACACUACAUAUUUAUAUUCUGUAUUCUGAAACUGCUCACGCUAAUAUACAGUAUCUUUGGAUUGUUAAUUGGACUAGUUCUGACAGUUCUUGAUUUAUUGUUUUGAUUAUUUGUGUAUUUGUAUUGUAUUUGUGAGACAUUCUACUGCACUGUUGGAGCUAGUAACAUAAGCAUUUCACUGCACCUGCUAUUACACCUGCAAAUCUGUGUACGCAACCAAUAAACUCUGAUUUGACAUUUCUCAUGUUUUGAUGCAGUUCUAAGAAUAACCAGCAGGAGGCAUCAAAUCCUCUGAUAAUGACAGAGGUUUUGUGGUUUAUUCUUUAGUAUUUCAAUGGUAUUUCCAACACACAGGAAUAGUAUGUUCAACCUACCCUCCUUAUCAUGGACUGCACAUUACAUACCAUUCCCUUCACAGAACAAUAUAUUUUCCAUGCCAGGUGGACUAGACUAUCGGACUAGAGAGUAAACAGAAGGACAGGAUAUGACUCAGCACUGUCUCCAGGAUGGGGAGGCUUCAGAGGAAAAUGAUUUAGAAGAGAGAAAAGGGUGGCAGUGAAAGGAGGGGGAGGGAGGGUGAGAGUGGAGAGAUGGGGAACGCUGCUGUGGUUGGCAGUGUUAGAGAUGGAAGGGUGUGAAGGAGAAAGAGUGACAUUGGAAGAGAGGAAGGGAGGAUGGUGUUUGAGGAGCAGAUGGGUGUACAGGCGUCACUCGUGUCCCUGACAGAUAUGCAGGCAGGAGUCACAACAAGGCUGUGGAACUGCUGUGAUAGAAUGCACGCACACACACACUAAUAGAAAACACACACAGCAGGAUAGAGCAAAUACACAAACAGCGUGAGCUGAGCCCCAUGGGCAGGGAACAGCUGGGUGCCCGCUCCAGCCCACUUUACCCUCACCCUCCCUGGGGACACAGCGAGGCACAGAGGGACCCAACCCUGGAUGACCUAGAGAACAGACAAACAGGAUGGAGAGAAAGAGCGAGAGCAGCUCUCUGGCUUGUCUCUCUCUGUGCUGAUAUGAAUGGAAGUGACUGAAUGCAGCCAAAACACACACAUAAUAUGAACAGAGUGCUACCCAUAGAAUUAGGAAUGAAGUAAUUUAAUAAGAUGGUGCUGCCAUUCUUCAGCACUGGAGGCCAACUCUUUCAUUAGUGGCAUAGAUUUCAAUUAAAGACACUGCUGGAGAGAGGCACAAACACACAUACACACACAAAUAUAAACGCAACGUCAAAGAUUUUACUGAGUUACAGUUCAUAUAAGGAAAUAAGUCAAUUGAAAUAAAUAAAUUAGGCCCUAAUCUAUGAAUUUCACAUGACUGGGAAUACAGAUAUGCAUCUGUUGGUCACAGAUACCUUACAAAAAAGUAGGGGCGUGGAUCAGAAAACCAGUCAGUAUCUGGUGUGACCACCAUUUUCCUCAUGCAGUGCGACACAUCCCCUUCUCAUAGAGUUGAUCAGGCUGUUGAUUGUGGCCUGUGGAAUGUUGUCCCAUUCCUCUUCAAUGGCUGUGCGAAAUUGCUGGAUAUUGGCGGGAACUGGAACACCCUGUCGUACACGUCGAUCCAGAACAUCCCAAACAUGCUCAAUGGGUGACAUAUCUGGUGAGUAUGCAGGCCAUGGAAAAACUGGGAAAUGUUCCGCUUCCAGGAAUUGUGUACAGAUCCUUCCGAUCUCGUCUCGGUAUCUCUGUGCAUUCAAAUUGCCAUCGAUAAAAUGCAAUUGUGUUUGUUAUCCGUAGCUUAUGCCUGCCCAUACCAUAACCCCACCACCACCACCAUGUUCACAACGUUGACAUCAGCAAACCGCUCGCCCAAAUGACGGCAUACACGUAGUCGGUUGGACGUAUUGCCAAUUUCUCUAAAACAACUUAUGGUAGAGAAAUUAACAUUACAUUCUCUGGCAACAGCUCUGGUGGACAGUCCUGCAGUCAGCAUGCCAAUUGCACGCCCCCUCAAAACUUGAGACAUCUGUGGCAUUGUGUUGUGUGACAAAACUCCACAUUUUAGAGUGGCCUUUUAUUAUCCCCAGCACAAGGUGCACCUGUGUAAUGAUCAUGCUGUUUAAUCAGCUUCUUGAUAUGCUACAUCUGUCAGGUGGAUGGAUUAUCUUGGCAAAGGAGAAAUGCUCACUAACAGGGAUGUAAACAAAUGUGCACAACAUUUGAGAUAAAUAAGCUUUGUCCGAAUGGAAAAUUUCAGGGAUCUUUUAUUUCAGCUCAUGAAACAUGGGACCAACACUUUACAUGUUGCGUUUAUAUUUUGGUUCAGUGUACACUCCCAGUCAAAAGUUUUAGAACAUCUACUCAUUCAAGGGUUUUUCUUUAUUUUUACUAUUUUCUACAUUAUAGAAUAAUAGUGAAGACAUCAAAACUAUGAAAUAACACAUAUGGAAUCAUGUAGUAACCAAAAAAGUGUUAAACAAAUCAAAAUAUAUUUUAUAUUUGAGAUUUUUCAAAUAGCCACCCAUUGCCUAGAUGACAGCUUUGCACACUCUUGGCAUUCUCUCAACCAUCUUAAUGAGGUAGUCACCUGGAAUGCAUUUCAAUUAACAGGUGUGCCUUGUUAAAAGUUAAUUUGUGGAAUUUCUUUCCAUCUUAAUACGUUUGAGCCAAUCAGUUGUGUUGUGGCAAUGUAAGGGGGGUAUACAGAAGUUUGCCCUAUUUGGUAAAAGACCAAGUCCAUAUUAUGGCAAGAACAGCUCAAAUAAGCAAAGAGAAACGACAAUCCAUCAUUACUUUAAGACAAGAAGGUCAGUCAAUACAGAACAUUUCAAGAACUUUGAAAGUUUCUUCAAGUGCAUUCGCAAAAACCGUCAAGCGCUAUGAUGAAACUGGCUCUCACGAGGACCGCAACAGGAAUGGAAGACCCAGAGUUACCUCUGCUGCAGAGCAUAAAUUCAUUAGAAUAACCAGCCUCAGAAAUUGCAGCCAAAAUAAAUGCUUUACAGAGUUCAAGUCACAGACACAGCUUAACCUCAACUGUUCAGAGGAGACUGUGUGAAUCAGGCCUUCAUGGUUGAAUUGCUGCACCGAAACAACUACUAAAGGACACCAAUAAUAAGAAGAGACUUGCUUGGGCCAAGAAACACGAGCAAUGGACAUUAGACCGGUGAAAAUGUGUCCUUUGGUCUGGAGUCCAAAUUGGAGAUUUUUGGUUCCAAUCGCCGUGUGAGACGUGGUGUGGGUGAACGGAGGAUCUCUGCAUGUGUAUUUCCCACCGUAAAGCCUAGAGGAGGAGGUGUUAUGGUGUGGGGGUGCUUUGCUGGUGACACUGUCUGUGAUUUAUUUAGAAUUCAAGGCACACUUAACCAGCAUGGCUACCACAGCAUUCUGCAGCAAUAUGCAAUCCCAUCUGGUUUGGGCUUAGUGGGACUAUCAUUUGUUUUUCAACAGGACAAUGACCCAACACACCUCCAGGCUGUGUAAGGGCUAUUUUACCAAGAAGGUGAGUGAUGGAGUGCUGCAUCAGAUGACCUGGCCUCCACAAUCCCCCGACCUCAACAAAGUUGAGAUGGUUUGGAAUGAGCUGGACCGCAGAGUAAAGGAAAAGCAGCCAACAAGUGCUCAGCAUAUGUGGGAACUCCUUCAAGACUGUUGGAAAAGCAUUCCAGGUGAAGCUGGUUGAGAGAAUGCCAAGAGUGUGCAAAGCUGUCAUCAAGGCAAAGGGUGGCUAUUUGAAAGAUCUCAAAUAUAAAAUAUAUUUUGAUUUGUUUUAACACUUUUUUGGUUACUACAUGAUUCCAUAUGUGUUAUUUCAUAGUUUUGAUGUCUUCACUAUUAUUCUACAAUGUAGAAAAUAGUAAAAAUAAAGAAAUACCCUUGAAUGAGUAGUUGUUCUAAAACUUUUGACCGGGAGUGUUCAUAAACAUACAUAUAUACAUAGGCACGCACAUUCCCCGGGCGCCGAUGACAUGGACGUCGAUUAAGGCAGCCUCCCACACCUCUCUGAUUCAGAGGGGUUGAGUUAAAUGCGGAAGACACAUUGAGUGCAUUCAGUUGUGCAACAGAUUAGGUAUACCCUUUCACACAUGUUUUUCUGAUAAAACCGUCAAAAGCAUUGCGUGUCACUGCACGGGGUGUAUAUGAAUGAAUGAGCAAAUAUGACCAUAUAACACAGUAAAAUGCCAUGGCAUAUGUCUCCUAGUGGUUUUAGACGAUUUAAUGGAGCCAAAUGAAAAGGCAGGUGACUGCAGUGGCCUAACCUGAGGAGAUGUGCUGCUGCUGAUGUUCUAAAUGCAGCUCUGUGACCCUCCUCUCACUCCCUUUCUCACACACACUCUGCUGUGACGGAUAAGGACACACACACACACACACACAAUUAAACAACCAAAACCUUUGUCCCAGGCACUAAUCUGAUACAGAACAGCUGUGCAGUGGAGAGACUAGAGUUCUGUUAACAGGAGACAUGAUCUGGUCUAUUUCUCCUAGAGUACUGGGGUGAUUGGCUCUGACCACUCCCUCUUCCUCUUCUCCUUACUCCUCCAACUUUCUUCUAUUUCUAGCUCUUUUCUGAACCAAUGUGUCCCCCCUCACUUCAAUCAUUUCAGAGCACCCGGACAUCGUUUAAAGUUAAUUUUAUUGGUGUACUUUGACAAUAACAACGAUGAAAAACUCCAUCAUACAAAUGUUCAAUAAUCAAAAGAUAAUAAUGCAGAUAAACAGACAGACGUAAGGCUGACAUCAAGUUUUACAAGUGGCUUCAGAUGGCUUCAAUUCAAGGAGAAAUAAAGUCCUUACAAUCAGAGAUAUAUUUAUAAUAUAGUCAUUUAUUUAUUCAUCUUUUAAUUUGCCUUUAUACAAAAACACCUUUUGGGGGUGUAUAAUCUGGAGUUGGUAGCAGUUGGAGUAUGGUUUAGGGUCCUUGUUCCAUUACUAGUCUAUAAGCAUAUGGUGUUUUUGGCUGAUGUAGUUCUCCCUACGCCCUAUAAGCAGUGCUUGACUUGGACUGAAAUAGGUUCCGGUACUCAUUUUGGGUGCCGUUACUGUUCAUAUUUAGGUGCAGGAGCUCCACAAUACUUUUGAGUUAAUAUUCUAUAAAAGGAACAGGAGCUCAAGCAGUAGAACAUUUGAGGUGCCGGUACUCGGCUCUGGUGAGCUCCUGCCCAAGUCAAGCACUGCCUAUAAGCUACACCUUAACCCUACACCUAAAUCUUACCACUUUAGACUACUGAGAUGACCCACAUCCUCUACUUCAUGACAAGGGGAACUAUUCCAGAAUGCUGAUGGGUUCUAAUGCUGAUGGACUAACCCUCACAUUAUUCCUUAUCUACAAUGAGUUGGUAACCAAUAACGUGAAAGUGUUUAUGUAGCGCUGGAUGAGGUUCAGUAGUUCCAUGGCACCAGAAAGACCUCAGCGGAGCCUCUAGGUCGUAGGGAUUUAAGACCUUUUAUUUCUCUUUUCGAUAACACAAGACACAAUAAUAUUUACAGAGCGGACAUUUAUCUUAUAUGCACCUUUUUCUUCUUCUUCUUCUUCUUCUUCAAUUUAAAUAGAUGUGCUCAUAAAAAAUUAAAAAGUGUGAAAACACUGAAAUAAAUUAAAGAGGUUUUUAUUAAGGCUUGCCAGUCUGUCAGGGCGUCGGUGCUCAUCUCUGAGACGACUAGCCUCCAUGAUUAUCCAGUCUGCUACAUGUACGUCUAGACAGAAUAAUAACAGAGGCUAGCCAUACCAGGGAUGAGCAGCGCUGGGCCCUUCAUUUGGACUGGCACAGAAUGGAUCAGAUCAUGGCUCUGCUAGGUCAGAGAGGAGCCUGACAAGAUUGGGGCGUUGCAGCACAGGGACACACCUGGCUGAGCUCUGGGCUUACAACACUGACACAGGAUCAGUUAGAACAACAAUCUAAACCCCAUUGUCUUCCGGCAGAUGGAGUCUUUCUAACGGGACAUGCCGUUAGACGGUCGUUGCGCUAUCUGAUGGAAGACAAUGCCUAAACCAAGGUGCCCCCAGUCCUUGAGAGCUGUAGCACUGUAAAGAGAAAACAAAUGUCACUGGUUCAAGGCAAAGGAACAGAACCAGUGGCUGCAGGCCUCGAGGUCUGGGCUGGGGUUAACUCAGAACUGACAGACAGCAGGGGGAUUCACACCCAGGCCUCAGGUCAGCACUACUGCAGGGUUUUACUCCUCUCCUCCUCCAGCAGUACUAG
Molecule: messenger RNA, 25339 nt
Organism: Coregonus sp. 'balchen'
Lineage: Eukaryota; Metazoa; Chordata; Actinopteri; Salmoniformes; Salmonidae
Source: the annotation of a GenBank genome assembly